Austrofundulus limnaeus is the source of this 1204-nucleotide messenger RNA. RefSeq names its product complement factor H. The record is from RefSeq and is a predicted model, not a curated record. The transcript has 9 exons. Bases 30 to 1070 code for a protein of 346 amino acids. NCBI's taxonomy places the organism in Eukaryota, Metazoa, Chordata, Actinopteri, Cyprinodontiformes, Rivulidae.
UCCAAUGCUGGGGUUCAGUUUCUGACAACAUGUGGGUGACGUGUCUGGGAUUUGCUCUUCUGCUGUGGAUUCCUGGGGAGCUGCAUGGUCAAGGUGUAAAGCAGGCUUGUCGCGCUCCCAGCCUGGACCAUGGAUAUUUCCUCCCUGAGAUGGAAUCCUAUCCUCAUGAAACACACAUCAGAUAUGCCUGUGAUAACGGAUAUAAACCUAAAGUGGAAGGCUGGUGGGCAAUUGCCAUAUGUAAAAAUGGUAAUUGGUUUCAUGAGCCACAGUGUAUUAAGGAAACAGCCUGCAUUCCACCAACAAUUCCCAAUGCAAAAGCCAUCCAAACCUCAACAGGCUUUUUUGAACAUGGACAUCAACUAGCGAUAACAUGUAACAAUGGUUAUGUACCCAAGAAGCAGCAAACUGUGGCUCAGUGUGAAGACGGAGCAUGGAGCUCUGUGCCAGUCUGUGAAAAAAACCCCAGGGCAUGCAAUGAACCACCCCAAAUCCCCUUUGCAGUCAUCACUCACCAGAAAUACCAGGAGGUGUUUGAUAUGGGUUCAGAAGUGGAGUAUCAGUGUGCAGACGGUUAUGUUACAGAGACAAAACAGACAAAGAAAUCCAUCACUUGUAAUAAUGGAAACUGGACUGAAGGCCCAGUGUGCAAAUCUGCAGCUCUCUCAGAGUCGAAUGAAGGAGACUCUCAACUGUUUUUAUCAAUUGACAAAUGUGGAGAAUUCCCUGAUGUUCCCAACAGUUUAAGAGAACAAGAUGGACAACGUUCUCUGAAGUACAGAUGUGUACUCCUGUACAAGCUGGUGGGUCCAGGGACAGUGGUGUGUCACAGCAACGGAAAGUGGUCUGAAGUCCCCACCUGCAAAGAGAACUUCUGUAAAAUGAACACUGCAGAAUAUCCUGACUUAAUAAAUGUUGGAGUUGAAUAUAUAGAAAAUGGUGAAACGAAGGAGCUGGAUUGCACAAAUGUGCAUAUUUUUACCAAUUACUCUGUGGUCAAGUGUGUUAAUGGAAAACUGCAGAAGACCAGAUGUUGUAACAGAGUACAAAUCUCCACAGGUUCCUGCUGAGGCUGCAAUAUUAAGAUGAUUGUGUUGGACUGAAAACACUUGUGAACAUGGAUUCUGUGACUCUCCAACACCACAUGAACAAAAGACACAAGUUUGCCUGAACAAAAUAAAGCUUUGUUUUGUCUCAUGUAAAU